Messenger RNA from Frankliniella occidentalis (western flower thrips), 1035 nucleotides. RefSeq names its product alpha-tocopherol transfer protein-like. The transcript is spliced from 6 exons. Lineage: Eukaryota; Metazoa; Arthropoda; Insecta; Thysanoptera; Thripidae. Gene Ontology annotation, molecular function: phosphatidylinositol bisphosphate binding. The record is from RefSeq and is a predicted model, not a curated record. The coding region runs from base 109 to 1035 and encodes 308 amino acids. Gene Ontology annotation, cellular component: membrane.
CACGCCAACCUGUUGGGUGGCACAGUGCACGCCGCGCCGGCCCGCCGAACGGAGCCACAUCAGCGAACAGCGGCGCUGUUCUCGCGGCUCCGGCUGCCCGCGGACGCCAUGGGCCUGGGCAAGAAGCUGCUGCUGACGCGCGGCGGCAGCAAGAAGAGGACCAAGCAGCAGCAGCAGCAGCAGGAUGGGCCGCCGGCUGCCGCGGUGGACCCGGCCGCUGGCGAGCUGGGCGACAAGGACGGCGGGCCGGGCGGGCCGCCGGUGCCGGACGUGGUGCGCGGCACGCCUCUGGCGGCCCAGCAGCAGCAGCGCCACCUGGCCGACGAGGACGUGGCGGACGCUGUCCAGGACGUGUUCCAGGAUGCUGUCGAGGGCGCGGAGGGCGGUGCGCCGGACCCUCCCUGGCAGCUGACGGGCGCCUGGCUGCAGCGCGCCCGCGACGAGCUGCACGAGGACCCGGACCAGACGCCCGCGCUGCUCGACCGGCUGCGCGCGCUCGUGCAGGAGGAGCCGGAGCUCAAAGCGCGCAGUGACGACGCCUUCCUCAUCCGGUUCCUCCGCGCCAGGAAGUUCAACGUGGUCAAGGCCCACAAGACGGUGCAGCGCUACUACCAGAUGAAGCGGAAGCACCCCAACCUGUGCCGCGCGGACCACGUGGACCGCCUGGGCGGCAUGAUGGCGGCCGAGCUGCACGGCGUCCUGGACGGCCGCGACCAGGCCGGCUGCCGCGUGCUCGCCGUCAAGAUCGACAACUACAGCACCGCGCUGCACACGGUGGACGACUUCUUCCGCCUGAACGUCGUGGCGCUUGAGCAGAUGGUGCGCGACCCGGAGACGCAGGUGUCGGGCAUCAACGUCAUCGUGGACCUGGGCGGCUUCGGCAUCCAGCACACGGCCUUCCUCACGCCCUACUACGUCAAGAACACCAGCGAGGUCAUCCAGGUGGGCGCCGCGCGAGUACGAGAGUGCACAAUCGAUAUCAAAACGAUUACCAAAACAACACAAUUAUUUAUUUUUUUAAAAAGACAGAUUUAG